AUGAAAGCCGCCAAUCGAGGUCGCAGCAGUACACAAAAUAAUCGCUUUCUCUGCGUAAUCGCGGACGCCUAUCCCCAGGCUUGCGAUAAGAGCUUCCCCAGCAUAGAAAAGCACAACGAACACGUAAAGAGAUUCCACUCACCAGCGUUUUGGUGCAAGGAUUGCUUGUUUAAGUUUAAUAGCUCAUUGUCCGACAAGCAUCUCAAACUUGCCAAAGACGACCAUGCACAGCACUGUACAAAAAGGUUCACGUCCAGAAGCCUAGAUGUCUGGAUACAAACCCAUGUCAUGAGUGAAGAGCAGUAUGAUCGCUUCAAGCAGCGUAGAUGGAAACAAACCGAGGUUCUCUCCCAGCCUAACAUCCACGGUGGAAGAUUAUCCAUCUCACAAAGGAGCUGGAGGCAGAUCCGUGAAACGAUUUUCCCCACCGCUCAGGCGAUUGAAGCCACGGAGUUGAGCAGACUGCCAACAGUCGGUCAAGUCGAUGACGGGAUCCAAAAUGUCAUAAACUCAACUGGAAGGCGAUCGUCUGAUUUCAGGCAGAUGACGAUUACCGAGUUCAGCAGCCCUACCAUGGAUGCGCCCUCUCAAGCGAAUCUGCCACCAAUCCCGGCAUCCUUGACCACCGACACUUCCUGGUUAUCCACUGAGUUCUCGACGUUGACUGAUCCGCAGACUUGGCCUUCGACAUUGAUGUCCUCCCAUGCUGGAGUAGACACACAGGAAGAUGUCUAUAGUUGCGGGGACGCUUAUAGCUAUGACUUUGGUGAAGCAACAGAUUAUGGGGAGUCUUCGUCUCGUCGUGCUCCUGAUCCCUCACAAGGGCAACCGUUUUCGAAUUCUUUGAGAGGAGCCGGUUUCUGGGACGCUGCUGACUGA
Fusarium sp. VM40 is the source of this 879-nucleotide messenger RNA. The record is from the annotation of a GenBank genome assembly. NCBI's taxonomy places the organism in Eukaryota, Fungi, Ascomycota, Sordariomycetes, Hypocreales, Nectriaceae.